AUGAUCUCACAUUCUUCCUCCCGCCGGCCGCCAUCCCGUCCCCCCGCUCCCAGUCGAGGGUCGUCAUCACACUCCGUCGUCCCUUACCCUGCCUCGGAUUCCUAUCCAGCAAUUGAUUCCCGUGCGCACCAAAAUGAAGUCAUCGACUUGACGGAGUCCGAUGGCGGCGGCAUGGCUGAUAUCGGACGCCCUGCUAAAAGACCGCGCUUGGAUGUUGGCAAUGAGCCCCCCCAAUCUUCCUUAGACCACACCCACAACCAACAUCAGCAACAACAAUAUCAAAACCAAGACCAGCCCAGCUCUCAGCAUCAUGUGUCUUCCAUGACAGGUGAAACUCCAGAAUCUUCUAUGAAUCCCUUGGAUCUCAUGAGCUCCUCUUCGACAGAGCAGACUGGCCGCCCGCCAUGGUCAUUCAAGGGGGAGAUACCGAGGUCUGAUGCUGAGGCCCAACCUGAGGCUUCCCAAUGGCCGCAGUCCUCGUCUUUACCCCCGCUGCCUAUUCGUCCUUGGAAGUAUGGCCCGCAGGAACGGUAUCUCGCUGGGACGACGGACUCGAAAGGCGGUAAGGAGUGCGGGGCAGUGAAGACAACACCGUAUCGUAUCGAUGUUCCGUCCAUUGCGCCGCGGUUCGCAGAUAACAAACCUGCGGAUUUCUCCCCUUGGAGAGGGUCUCAUCCUGAGGAUGUACUGUCUGAGCAAACCGCCAAACAAGGCUUCUAUGACCGUGCCUCGGUGUCUAAUGAAACAACGAGCGCAAAAUCAGUUGUCUACCCCCAGUUCAAGAACCGGUCGGGAUUGAAGCUCCUGUCAUCCGUUUUUGCAGCAGCCCUGGAAAAACGUCAGGCUCUUCGCACAAUCACUGCGGCCUCGACUUUUAGACCUCCGCCCCGAGUUACACUAACCGACAUCAAACGUGAAGCGUGGCUUCGAGAUCUGGCAAACCCCUCUGUUCCGUUACGUAGGCUUAGUCGUACCAUACCUCACGGAAUCAGGGGGAAGGUUCUACUGGACCAAUGCCUUGGGAAAUCUAUUCCUAUUUGCCGAGCUAUAUGGCUGGCCAAAUGUGUGGGUGCCAACGAACUGCGCGCAUUUAAAAGAAAAGGGACGUCUGCCGGGGUUGCAAGCGGUCUCGAAGCGAAGUGGGUACGAGACUGGACGAUCAGUGUACAGCAAUUUGUUGAGGGUGUGAUUGCUGGUAUUGGUGACGCGAACUGGAGAUUGAGGAUUUCUUACAGUAUAAGACUCUUGGCGCGGCUCUUCCUCGAACACCUGGUUGAGCAAGACCAUUUCCUAGAAUGGUUCCUUACGUCGUUUCAUAAUUCUUCGGUCGAGAAUCUUCCUGUUUGGCUCCUCAUGGUAGGGAUUUACUGGGAAAAUAUCGUCCGUUAUCGGAAAAGGGGCAAACGGUUAGCUGAAUGCUUGCUGGAGAAACUGCGUCUGGCUACUGAGGCCGAUCAACACGCACAUUUGAACCCCCUUACCCGGCGCUUAUCUCGCCUUACCAAGACGUUGUCCCUAUCUCAUCCUUCGUGUUUCAUCCUUCCACGAUGCUGGGACAAAUACGAAAAUGUACUAUCAUCAUGUCUAGAUAUGAACCUCUCAGACGACAAGGCUGGUUUUCAGAACCUCAAGGCCCGAAAUGCUCGAGUUUGUCGGUUAGGAAAUAGUCGUCGGAAACCCACACAGUCAACCAAUCAGCGCCUAAUCCAACUUCUUGACUCCUCUAGUGAUGUUUCCACAAUUGGCACAGAGUGUUUAAAUAUAUCACAAGAUUAUAGCACUCUAGCCACCAAGGUUAUAGAGUGGGCAUCAACUUCCUUUCGAUAUGGUCUCGCGCGAAUUUACACAGCGGUGCGUGUUUUUCGAAGAUGGAAAAAGACUGGAAUCGAUAUAGAUUCCCACCUUCUUUCCUUCCUCGUACAAGAUCACCGGAAGUCAGGCGUGCGGUUUCUUGACGUGUACCACGUUAUUUGCGAACUGGUGCGAUCGCAAUCUUUUUCUGUAGCCAAGUACCUGCAGUGGCUUAUGGCUCGUGGUAGUGUCAGCAAUGUCUUGGGUUGUCCACAAAUGCAUAUCCCGGGCGAUAUUGGACUCCUCGGACAUCUGCCGUCAAGUCGUCUCCCAAACCACAUAUGGAAUUUGCGAAAUACACUCCUCUCAAGAACGGGUUUUUUAGUGGCUCUUGAGGUUGAUACCAUUCAACGCAUUAAGGCUUCCGUCCGACGGCGUCUUCCAAACAUGUUUCCUAAGGCCCCGCCUGAAGGGGAUGCUGAAAUGACGGAUGAUGUUGAUUUUUCUUCGCUAAGCUGGACGGUUAGGUCCGAAAUUGGGAAUUGGAUAAGGGAUCAGGUGGCUUCUCAUGUCAAAGAUAGCCUCAAAAGCGCUAUGGAUCGUGAUUUCGGAAGUGAGGUCAAAACGUCAGCACUUAUUCCUCAAGAGUUUUUCGAAGUACGAUAUAUUCUUGAAUGUCUCUGCGAUUUGUCCAUGCUUGCCGAUGUCUUGAAAUAUGCAUCCGGGUCCGACAAUGUUACCGUAUUAGCAUCAGCUGUCGACACGCUUAACUGUCAUCUGGAUUCGUUUAACGCCAUCGGCGCUACCAGUGAUCUCUUCAAAAGCUUCACUAGCGCUUACGCCAGAAUCAGCAAGGCAGAACUAUCGGUUCAAGAUCUAAUUGCUUCACUUUUGGAUGUUGCCAUCAAGCUUCCAGGAGAGCUGUCCACAGUUUCUCUGCUCCGCCGGGAUCUACUCCAGCGGGAUAGAAAACUGGCUAUGGCAGCCUGCUCUCCGGUCUCUGACCACAUCGUCGAUACGUUAAAUACCUCCAACCCCACAUUCACGGAAGAGCUAGAUCAGCUAUUAACUUCCGGGAAUAGCAUGGACGAAUCAACCGUGGCACGAAUCUUUGACAGCCUCUGCAAGAGACUUGAAGCUGGGAGCGUAAAUGGUGAGCAGUGUGCGCAUGACAUAGCGCGAUAUUUUGCACAACUCAGGCCGUUCAAUGCGAAAUUGUUCGACAACCUCAUGAUCAAAUGGGUCAUUUCGGUGCUGAGGUCGUCCCCUCGCCCAAAUCUAUCUACAAUGCUACCACCGCUUAUCGGCGUUGGUUGCGUAACAUUACAUUCUUUCUAUGUGCUGGCUAGAGCACUGUUGCAUUCCGAUGUGCAUAAAAGUACAAUUCCUGAUUUGGCAGAGCUUCGCAUCAGUAUGAUUCAACUUCUAGAUUCUAGGCUGUCCAAUGGGAAUGGGUCUCAGGACUUGGUUGCAUAUCGGUUUAAAAUUGCCCGGCAAGAGUACAUGAGACAAUUUUCUGGGGAAGCCCUCGGUCUCAUACAUGAUCUGCUCGCGGAGCUUUCUGAAGGUGGAACCGACUCUCUUCCCAAGCAAUUUAACAGUGAAUUGUUGAGUACCGUUGUGACACCGCUUUUGUGCGAAAUCAUUGUUCGACAUCCUGCUACUAUUAGUGCGGAUUAUGGGAUCCGUUUACUGGAAAAGUUUCCCGCCUGCAUAAACCUAACCGAUCGGGCUCUGGGUCAUUUGUUGGCGUCUCAAGUUCAAAGCGGUCUUGUUGCUGCUGAAGAAACUAUAGAAUCGAUUAAUGAUUUCUCUUUGCCAUUGUGUCUCAUGAAAUUACGACUACUUUUUGGUUUUGAGUGUGAUAGCAAUGUGAAGAAACGUAUUUAUGACGUGGUUUUUGAAACAGCUAAAUCAAAUAUGCGCAAGGGCCAGUCGCAUUGGAUUGAUGUUGUGGGAAGUUUACAUGCAGAUGCAGCAAAAGAGAUCCGCCAACGAGCAGAGGAGCAACUAUUGUCCCAUGUGCUCACAUCUGAUAGUCUACCAACCAGUCCGACAUCUGAGUCUAAUACGCCACCGGGCUUUAAUGUGUCUGCCCUCGUCUGUCUCCGUAUCGUGGAGGACCUAUCAUUCAGCAUUCCGGAGACUGGUAGCCCGUCACUUUGUCCUACGCUUAUCGAAAAAAUGAACAUGAUUUUGCACAGAAUUACCACCCUUGAAAAUAACCUGAUGGAAGCCAAUAUCAGUCAAGAUAACGACCAUGCCACCGCCAUCCGCCAGGCUCAUGUGGUACAGCAAUCUUCUGUAAUCGCAUUCUGGUUUUCUGUCUUGCUCCGCCUCAUCGCCAUCCACAGGUCCAGAUUUGCCCCAGGCACUCUAUCAAAGUCUGAUCUGGCCGACCAAACCCGUCUCCUAAUCUCAAUCAACUGCAUUGCCCUAUCGAGGACCCUCUCUCCCAAGGCCCCAGCCUGCCCACGCCCUUUUCCCUCAACCAGCCCUCUCACGCUCACCACCCCGUUGCAAGAACCGCGACCUCACUUCCCUUUUCAUGUCACUGACACUGGCAUAUCGACCUCCCUACAAAUCCAAGCCUUAGAUGUUGCCGCAACUCUCCUCGACUCCAUCCCAGAUGAUUACCGCCACCAAUGUGCCCGUUUCCUCCGCGACCGGUGCCCUCCGUUCCUACACCCACAAAACGACCCGCGCCUCCUCUUUCUUCUUGGGCCUCUAGCAGCAGACAACCAGCCAUCCCCGACCACCACGCAAUCCUCCCAGCAGCAGCCGGGAGGCUCCACGCUAUCUCAAGCAAAUCCAGGAACCCCUGGUACACCCGCGACGCCCUUAGUAGUAGCAUCAGUAGGUGCUACCGCAGCCUCCCAAUCUUCUCAACAAUUCCAGGGCGGUAACAGCUACAAUGCUGCCACGUUCAACCCCUUUGACGACCAAAAUUCGAUUGUUGGUAAGUUGCGCGUACAGCAACGAGGGCGGAUUGCGGGGCCAUAUCCACUACGGCCGUGGGAGAUGUUAGAGGAAUCAGCACCGGUUAUUGGGGUUAAUGACACGGCGGUGAAUUUGGGGUGGUUUGCGGCGAGGAGGAUUAGGGGUGAUGUUGCGUGA
Messenger RNA from Blastomyces gilchristii SLH14081, 4908 nucleotides. Its product is annotated as RNA polymerase II mediator complex component Srb8. Gene Ontology annotation, cellular component: mediator complex. The coding region runs from base 1 to 4908 and encodes 1635 amino acids. Gene Ontology annotation, molecular function: transcription coregulator activity. The transcript has 8 exons. The record is from RefSeq and is a predicted model, not a curated record. NCBI's taxonomy places the organism in Eukaryota, Fungi, Ascomycota, Eurotiomycetes, Onygenales, Ajellomycetaceae. Gene Ontology annotation, biological process: regulation of transcription by RNA polymerase II.